AUGACUAAUUCUGUGAAUAGUAAUAAAAGGAAUAUAGCUGUUUUAAAUUUCGGAACAAAUGAUAAAGAUAACUCUAUUGUCAUUUUGGAGACAGCAUUAUAUCUAGUUGAAAAAUAUGUUGGGAAUGUUAUUAAUACUUCGUACAUCUAUGAAACAAUGCCUGAAUACCUAAUACUAGAUGAAACAGAAAUAACAGAAAAUAUAACUGAUGAAACUUGUGAAAAUUAUGAAAAGAAGGAUAUUAGUUGGUUAAAUGAAAUGAUUAAAACAUUAGAAUCCUCUAGGUAUGAAGAGAAUAAUGAUUUAAUUCACGAAUGUUACGAAUUUGAGAAAUUUUUGAAGAAUGAAAAUUUAAAUGAGAGUAUCAUAAAUGAAGUAAGUGUAGAUGAUUAUGAAAUGGAAUCUAAAAAUUUAAUAAAAAAAAAUGAUGAAACUUUUAAAAAAAAUUUAGAAAAACAUGAGAGGAAAUAUUAUACUAAAUAUUUUUAUAAUAUAAUAGUUGUGGUUAGAAGUUUUGUUGAGGAUCCUUUGAGUAUGCUUAUAAUUUUAAAAUAUAUUGAACGGUUAAUGGGAAGACAAAGCAUAAAGAACAGAUUAAAAUUUGAAAAUCGCUUAAUAGAUAUAGAUAUUUUAUUUUUUAAUAGCUACACUAUUUUUAAAAAAAAGAUAGAAUUGGACAAACAAUAUGUAUAUAAAGUAAUUUCAAAAUAUAUUAAUAUUGAAAAUUGUAGCAACAAAAAUUUUGAAAUACUUGAAACAUUAAAAGAUGAAAUUGAAUUUUUAUCUAUUCCUCAUAUGUAUACAAAAUACAGAUAUAGUAUAUUAUUAUGUUUAAAUGAUAUUAUUCCUCAGUAUAAGCAUAAGGUAUUAAAAGAAAAAAUCAGCAUAUUAUAUAACAAUUAUGUUAAAAAUUUUGAAAACAUUCAUAAAAUAAAUAUUAAAAAGAAUAACAAGAGAAUAUAUGUACUAAAAGAUAAACCGUUAUAUUUAAAAGAAAAAACACAAAUUGUGGGAGUAUUAAAUGUAAACUAUGAUUCCUUUUCCGAUGGUGGAUUAUUUGUAGAUCCUUCAAAAGCAGUAGAAAGAAUUUUUGAAAUGAUAAAUGAAGGAGCAGAUAUAAUUGAUAUUGGUGGAGAAUCAUCUUCUCCCUUUGUUGUUCCUAACCCAAAAAUUAGUGAAAGAGAUUUAGUUAUACCAGUUUUAAAAUUAUUUCAUCAAGAAUGGAAUAAACUUGAAAGUGAGUUAGAAAAAAAUAUCAUAAAACCUAUUAUAAGUAUUGACACAGUACAUUAUAACAUUUUUAAAGAAUGUGUUGAUGAAAAUUUUGUUGAUAUUUUAAAUGAUAUAAGUGCUUGUACAAAUAAUCCAGAAAUUAUAAAAUUAUUAAAAAAAAAAAGUAAAUAUUUAAGUGUUGUUUUAAUGCAUAAAAGAGGAAACCCACAUACGAUGGACAAAUUAACAGAUUAUAAUGAUAUCGUUUAUGAUAUUAAAAAUUAUUUAGAGGAUCGAUUAAAUUUUCUUGUUUUGAAUGGAAUACCACGUUAUAGAAUUAUUUUAGAUAUAGGAUUAGGUUUUGCAAAAAAACACGAUCAAUCAAUUAAGUUAUUAAAAGAUAUUCAUGUUUAUGAUGAUUAUCCUCUUCUUAUUGGGUAUUCAAGAAAAAGAUUUAUUACAUAUUGUAUGGAAGAAAAUAAUUUAACUGAUAGGAAAAAAAAAAUGCUUGAAGAAGAAAAAAGCGAGAAUGAAAAUAAAACAAAAGAGUGGGAAUUUAAAAUGAAUAAUAUGAGGAAAGAUAAAGAUCAGUUAUUAUAUCAAAAAAAUAUAUGCGGUGGAUUAGCUAUUGCCUCAUAUUUAUUUUAUAAAAAAGUUGAUUUAAUAAGAGUUCAUGAUAUUUUAGAAACCAAAGCUGUUUUAGAUGUAUUAACAAAAAUACAUAAAUCAUAA
Plasmodium gallinaceum is the source of this 1944-nucleotide messenger RNA. RefSeq names its product bifunctional enzyme of folate synthesis, putative. The coding region runs from base 1 to 1944 and encodes 647 amino acids. Gene Ontology annotation, biological process: tetrahydrofolate biosynthetic process. Lineage: Eukaryota; Apicomplexa; Aconoidasida; Haemosporida; Plasmodiidae. The transcript has 3 exons. The record is from RefSeq and is a predicted model, not a curated record. Gene Ontology annotation, molecular function: dihydropteroate synthase activity; 2-amino-4-hydroxy-6-hydroxymethyldihydropteridine diphosphokinase activity. Gene Ontology annotation, cellular component: mitochondrial envelope.